Molecule: messenger RNA, 2629 nt
Organism: Thunnus maccoyii (southern bluefin tuna)
Lineage: Eukaryota; Metazoa; Chordata; Actinopteri; Scombriformes; Scombridae
Gene: cyp26c1
Product: cytochrome P450 26B1
Exons: 6
Coding region: 139-1770 (543 amino acids)
Biological process (GO): sterol metabolic process
Molecular function (GO): oxidoreductase activity, acting on paired donors, with incorporation or reduction of molecular oxygen; iron ion binding; monooxygenase activity
Source: RefSeq, a predicted model, not a curated record
GAGAAGAAGAAAAAGAAGAGGAAAGAAGGGGAGAAACUGGACGGAGGAGAAGAUUUACGCACAGAGUUUUGAACUAGACAGACGCGCUUUUACGCACGGACACAGGUGGAUGCUGGGUAGCGGACCGGCUCGGAGGAGAUGUUCUCCCUGGCCCAGUUCGGGGUGCUGUCGGCCCUGGCCACCGCGCUCACCUCGGUGCUGUCCGCGCUCCUGCUGCUGGCGCUGACCCAACAGCUGUGGAGCCUCCGCUGGAGCCUGACCCGGGACAAAGACAGCAGCCUGCCGCUGCCGAAUGGCUCCAUGGGCUGGCCGCUGGUCGGAGAGACCUUCCACUGGUUGUUCCAGGGCUCCAACUUCCACAUCUCACGCAGAGAGCGUCAUGGCAACGUGUUUAAGACCCACCUGCUGGGGAAGCCUGUCAUCCGGGUCACAGGUGCUGAAAACAUCCGCAAGAUCCUGCUGGGCGAGCACAGCCUGGUGUGCACCCAGUGGCCCCAGAGCACCCGCAUCAUCCUGGGGCCCAACACCCUGGUCAACUCCAUCGGAGACCUGCACAAGAGGAAGAGAAAAAUCCUGGCCAAAGUGUUUAGCCGGGGGGCUCUGGAGUCCUACCUGCCCCGGCUGCAGGACGUGGUCAAGUCUGAAAUUGCCAAGUGGUGCUCGGAGCCCGGUGCAAUCGACGUUUACAGCGCCGCCAAGUCCCUGACGUUCCGCAUUGCUGUCAGGGUCCUGCUGGGUCUGCGGCUGGAGGAGGAGCGGAUAGUUUAUCUGGCUCAGAUCUUCGAGCAACUGAUGAACAACCUGUUCUCGCUGCCCAUAGACGCUCCGCUCAGCGGGCUACGCAAGGGGAUAAAAGCCAGAGAGAUAUUGCACGCCAAUAUGGAGAAAAUCAUUGAGGAAAAAAUGGAGCGGCAGCAGUCGGAGGAGGAGGAAUAUCACGACGCCUUCGAUAACAUGCUGUCUAGUGCCAAAGAGCACGGCCAGGAGCUCAGCAUCCAGGAGCUCAAGGAAACAGCGGUGGAGUUGAUCUUCGCCGCUCACUCCACCACAGCCAGCGCCUCCACCUCACUGGUGCUGCAGCUUCUUCGCCACCCAGCAGUGGUGGAGAAGGCCAGAGUUGAGCUGGAGGCCGAGGGCCUCGGCUAUGAGCCCCACAGCAGCAACAGCCCGUCUGGUGUCGCCACGCAGAAAGAGGAGGACGCUGCCGACACAGAGACCACCUGCCUGCUGAACGGAGGAUGUCACAAUCACCACAAUCACAGUGACGAGGAUGGUUUCCCACGAUCCCAGUCUCAUGUACCAUACCUGAGCCUGGACAAGCUGACUCAGCUCCGCUACAUAGACUGUGUUGUCAAAGAGGUGCUCCGCUUUCUGCCACCGGUCUCCGGUGGUUAUCGGACAGCCCUGCAGACGUUUGAAUUAGAUGGCUACCAGAUCCCCAAAGGCUGGAGUGUCAUGUACAGCAUCAGGGACACCCACGAGACAGCUGCAGUCUUCCAGAGUCCGGAGCUGUUCAACCCGGACCGCUUCGGCCCAGACCAGGAGGAGAGCCGGUCGUCUCGGUUCAGCUAUGUGCCGUUCGGCGGCGGCGUGCGGAGCUGCGUGGGGAAAGAACUGGCACAGAUCAUCCUAAAGACUCUGGCGGUGGAAGUGAUCGGGACGUGCAGAUGGACCCUGGCCACAGAGAACUUUCCCAAGAUGCAGACGGUGCCCAUAGUGCACCCGGUGAACGGGCUACACGUGCAUUUCACUUACAAAUACCCGCUUUAGAACUUAACUCACCCAAGAGACAAUUUAACCUUCAAUCUGCUUCUGGAAAACUCUCCAAGACCAAGAGAGGUGACGCAAACACCUCGCCGGUCUUGACAGUCCAGUUCAGUCCUCUGAUGUGUCGUUUCUGCAGACAUGAAGAGGUUUACAUUGCUGGUUUGGAGCACUUCAUCACCUCAGUGGUCUGGUCCAAACCUAACGAACCAGUUUCUGUACUCUCAAGUGCUGAAAGACAAACUUUUGUCACCUUUCACUAUCUUUUACAUUCAUUUUAAAGUUAUUAAUGUAUCGAGGUGCAGUGCACAUCAAUAAUAAUAACACAUUUAAUUUGUACCGCACUUUUCAUUCAUAGUGAAACUCAAAGUGCUACAGUAUUAAUAACAUAGAACACACAACACAAAGAAAAUAGUAAUAAGAAUAAAGAUGGAAAAGCCUUCUUGAAUAGAAAGGUUUUUAGAUAGACUAGGUGAGAUAAGUCAUCUCUGGAGGAGUCUUUAAUCACCUGCAACACAUCUAAAUAACAGGUGAUGAAGUCUUUCCAAAAUAAAAUCACCAGGUCAUCACCAACUGCUCCGAGUGCAGGGUCAAACAUGCAAUGAGCACCAUACGGUUGGGACCACUUUGCUCUUACAGAUGAUAAAAUCCAGUCAGCUUUUUGGUGCUUUUAUCUUUUGUACUUGUCAGUAUCUUUGACAUCGAUGUAUAUCAGUAAGGACAUAUCCAAGAGCUGCGUAUGUUUGCUAUGCUGAAUGAGCAAGUCAUGAGUUUCACUUUUCACAUUUGCAAAAAUUUUGAGAUUCACAGACAAAUUUUCUAAAAACUCAAAAAUUCAAUUAAUGCAGAUGCAAAUAACCACAAU